Molecule: messenger RNA, 773 nt
Organism: Neurospora hispaniola
Lineage: Eukaryota; Fungi; Ascomycota; Sordariomycetes; Sordariales; Sordariaceae
Exons: 2
Source: RefSeq, a predicted model, not a curated record
AGCCCUGCUGAUUCCAAAGGUCCCGAUCUCGACAACUUUUCCGUCUGUUCAUCGUUCCAUCCAUCGGGCGAAGAAGACUGGUUAUCAGAUCACUCUUUCUUCGACAGCCCAAUUCCAGCUGUCAAGAAGGAGCAGAAAGCGCGCGUCGCAAGGCGCGGAUCUGGUUCGGACUCGGACACCUCCACGCUUUCGGAGAGAGAGAGGCGUCAGCAAUGGCGCAGGGCAAAUGAUGAGCGUGUGCGAGAGUACGCGGCGAAUCGUCUUGCUCAGGAGGAGAGGCAACGUCAGGCUCGGGUCGCUUUGGAGGCCCACUGGCGUCGUCAAGAAGAAGCUCGAAAGGCUCCUCGGGGCCCUAGAGUUAUCCGGGACCCUAUUUCGGGCCGGGUCUACACGAACUAGCCAACUAGUGUAGUCUUCUGCGGGGAGUGUAACAUGAUCGCGCACACCGGGUGCAGAUUGUGUGCGCUAUGAAGGGGUAAGAGUGCGGAGGAGAGUACCUGGCGAUUAUCUGAGGCGCAAGGACUCAGUGGAGGACAACAGAUUCACACGACGGACCGCAUCGGAGGAGUUGGGGGCGGGGUGGAGGACUUACACUGUGAGGCGCGAAGCCGGGAAGCACGAUCGGACCGCAUCGGAGGAGUUGGGGGGCGGGGCGGAGGACUUACACCGUGAGGCGCGAAGCCGGGAAGCACGAUCAAGCGAUCGACAAGACAUCCAGGCAAGUACAUUGACUUUCUUAGAAGAAAAAAACAAAAAACAGAAAAAAAAAAAAA